Myotis daubentonii (Daubenton's bat) is the source of this 3168-nucleotide messenger RNA. It is a transcript of the gene SLC28A2, whose product is annotated as solute carrier family 28 member 2. Gene Ontology annotation, cellular component: plasma membrane. The record is from RefSeq and is a predicted model, not a curated record. Gene Ontology annotation, biological process: nucleoside transmembrane transport; retina homeostasis. Lineage: Eukaryota; Metazoa; Chordata; Mammalia; Chiroptera; Vespertilionidae. Gene Ontology annotation, molecular function: nucleoside:sodium symporter activity; purine nucleoside transmembrane transporter activity.
UUGACAGGGGAGGACUCCCUUCAGAGUCAGGAUCUCUGGGAGCUGAGUGUUUCUUUCCGUCCUUCCCUGAGGAGACAGAAGGAAUCUCAGAAGCUGGUUUGAGGAGAACAGGAGGUGGAGAAAACAAGUGGAAGAGAAGCCGUUGCUUUGUCCACAAUGAAGACUGGCAUAGAGAACCCAGGGCUGGAGCUCACGGAAGAAGGAUUAAAUCCUGAGGGACCCAGGAGGACUGAAGAGCAAGGACAAAGCCUCCCAGAUGGGCUGGGGCCUUCCACUCACCGCAGGGGGAGACUACUACAACCUUUCACCAGGGCAAGAAGUUUCUGCAAAAGACAUGCCAGCCUGUUCAAGAAGAUCCUGCUGGGCCUGUUCUGUUCGGCUUAUGCUGCCUACUUCCUGGCAGCCUGCAUCUUGGAUUUCCAGAGGGCACUGGCCUUGUUCGUCCUCACGUGCUUGGUGCUCUUGGUCCUGGUUCACCGCGCUCUGAAAAGUGUGUUUGGUAAAACAUUAACAAGCUGUCUGAAGCCCUUUGAAAACUCCUGUCUGAAGCUUUGGAUGAAACGGGUGUUCGCUGGAGUCGCCUUGGUUGGCCUCAUCCUGUGGCUAGCUCUAGACACAGCCCAAAGGCCAGAGCAGCUGAUGUCCUUUGCAGGAAUCUGCAUGUUCAUCCUCAUCCUCUUUGCCUGCUCCAAACACCACAGUGCAGUGUCCUGGAGGACGGUGCUUUGGGGCCUGGGUCUUCAAUUUGUUUUUGGGAUCUUGGUCAUCAGAACUGAUCCUGGAUUUAAUGCCUUUCAAUGGCUGGGAGACCAGAUUCAGAUUUUCUUGAACUACACAGUGGCUGGCUCCAGUUUUGUCUUUGGGGAUACGCUGGUCAAGAAUGUCUUUGCUUUUCAGUCCUUACCGAUCAUCAUUUACUUUGGAUGUGUGAUGUCCAUUCUCUACUAUCUGGGCCUUGUGCAGUGGAUAAUUCAGAAGGUUGCCUGGUUUUUACAAAUUACCAUGGGCACCACCGCCACAGAGACCCUAGCUGUGGCAGGAAACAUCUUUGUGGGUAUGACAGAGGCACCUCUGCUCAUCCGUCCAUACCUUGCAGACAUGACCCUCUCUGAAAUCCAUGCAGUGAUGACCGGAGGGUUUGCCACCAUUUCAGGCACUGUGUUGGGAGCCUUCAUAUCCUUUGGGAUUGAAGCGUCAUCUUUGAUUUCUGCAUCUGUGAUGGCUGCCCCAUCUGCUCUUGCCUUGUCAAAGUUGGUAUAUCCAGAAGUGGAGGAAUCCAAGUUCAAGAAUAAGGAGGGAGUAAAAUUGCCCCGUGGGAAGGAGUCGAAUAUCCUGGAAGCUGCCAGCAAUGGAGCCACAGAUGCCAUAGGCCUUGCUACUAAUGUAGCAGCCAACCUGAUUGCCUUUUUGGCCGUGUUGGCCUUCGUCAAUGCUGCCCUUUCCUGGCUAGGGGAGUUGGUAGACAUACAGGGGCUCACUUUCCAGGUGAUUUGCUCCUAUGUCCUAAGGCCUAUGGUUUUCAUGAUGGGCGUAGAUUGGGCAGAUUGCCCAAUGGUGGCUGAGAUGGUGGGGAUCAAGUUCUUCACAAAUGAGUUUGUGGCCUACCAGCAGCUGUCGCAGUACAAGAGCAAACGUCUCUCUGGAGUGGAAGAGUGGGUCGGGGGCGAGAAACAGUGGAUUUCUGUGAGAGCUGAAAUCAUUACAACAUUUUCACUCUGUGGAUUUGCCAAUUUUAGUUCCAUAGGAAUCACACUGGGAGGCCUGACAUCAAUGGUACCCCACCGGAAGAGUGACAUGUCCAAGAUUGUAGUCAGAGCCCUCUUCACAGGGGCCUGUGUAUCCCUUAUCAGUGCCUGUGUGGCAGGAAUCCUCUAUGUUCCCAGGGGAGCGGAAGCUGACUGUGUCUCCUUCCUAAACACAAGUUUCACCAAUAGAACCUAUGAGGCCUAUGUGUGCUGCAGAGAGCUCUUCCAGAGUACUUCUCUGAAUGGUACCAACAGUCCUUCUUUUUCCGGUCCAUGGGAAAAUAAAGAGUUCAGUGCCAUAGCCCUUGCUAACUGCUGUGAAUUCUACACCAAUGCUGUGUGUGCCUAAGGCUGGUCCAUUUUCAUAACAGUCUCAAUCUUGACAGACUUUUGAUGGUAAAGGUAUUUAUGUAGUCAAGAGUUCCCACUCUACAACUAACUCACCAUGAUCUUUAACAGUACAUGUAAAAAAAUAAUUUGGUUCGCUGUAUGCCAGUAAUGAAAAUCAGCAUUUGUCUUUCCAUUAUUUGGCUGAACCAAAUAGGAAAUUCUUUAUGGGCUCUGUCUGAGUUUACAUGUGAAAUAAUAAAUAUUACCAUAUCAAAAAUACCUGGCAAAUCUUCCUUCUAGUUGCCACCUUAAAAAUUCUGUGAUACAGUCUGCUAUAAAUGUGACUUCGUAUGUAAUGCACACUGUGGUGAAAAGCUGUAUUUCUUGGAGUUCUGUGGAUGAGAUAGAUUUAUGGUUCUGAAGAUACAUAUAAAAGUUACAUGAAUAUAUAAUGAUAAAAAUUUUUUCUGGUUGUCACACAUACAACCUCCUUAACAUAACAUAGUAAACAGAAAGUAUUUCCUAUCUACAAACUUGAAAGGAAUAUCCAUUUCUUAAAGAUCCUUACUUUGUUUUAGUAUUGUGCUUUAGUGCCCUAUUUGUUUCAAGUUUACAGGGAAUCCUUUAAAACAGGAUGUCAAUUUUGCCUCCCAGGGGACAUCUGGCAAUGCCUGGAGACAUUAUUGCUUGUCACAAAUGGGGGAGGAGGGGAAGGGUGCUGCUGACGUCUAGUAGGCAGAGGCCAGGAUUGCUACUAAGCAUCCUGUAAUGCACAGGUUUCUCUGGCCCCAAACUUCAACACUCUGAUAUAAAAUGUCUAAUAUAUUCCUUAUAUCUAAUAUUAUUUAUAGUAUUAAAAUAUUAUACUAUUAAGAGUUUCAAAAGGAUAUAGAGUUCCUCAAAAGUUAAACAUGGAAUUACCUCAUGUCCCUACAAUACCACUCCUAGGCAUAGAUGCAAAAGAACUGAAAAUAGGUAUUCAUACAAGUAUAUAUGUACAUGUUUACAGUAGCAUUAUUCAUAACUAGAGGCCCAGUACAUGAAAUUCGUGCACGGGGGGAGGGGUUCCCCUCAGCCCAGCCUGCACCCUCUC